AUGCAAGCACUGAACGUGUGCGCAGAUCCAGCCUCCCACAUAGAGACUUCUUACCUACAGCUUCCUCCUGCACUCUCUCCAUCCAGCCCGGGACAUCAGAAACCACCAACGCUGCCAGAAUUGGUGCCCUUGAUUUGGAAAGGGCUGGUAGGGGUCGGACUCUUUGCCUUGGCACAUGCGGCCUUCUCAGCAGAUCAGCAUCGUUCUUAUAUGCAGUUGACUGAAAAGGAAGAUGAGACUUUACCAAUAGAUAUCAUUCUACAAACCUUGCUGGCAUUUGUAGUGGCCUGCUACAGCAUAGUUCACAUUGCGGGAGAGUUUAAAGACAUGGAUGCCACUUCAGAAUUACAAAAUAAGGCAUUAGAUACUUUAAAGAACCAUCCCUCAUUUUAUGUCUUCAACCACAGAGGGCCGGUAAUGUUCCAGUCCCCAGACACAAAAGAUUUCCAACAAAAUCAAGCUGCUUUUACGUCUAACGCACCACUGAAGCUACGAAAGUUAGAGUCGCUGCAACGUUAACAAAAGGUUUUUACAGAUGA
Messenger RNA from Rana temporaria (common frog), 539 nucleotides. RefSeq names its product ER membrane protein complex subunit 5-B-like. The record is from RefSeq and is a predicted model, not a curated record. Bases 1 to 519 code for a protein of 172 amino acids. NCBI's taxonomy places the organism in Eukaryota, Metazoa, Chordata, Amphibia, Anura, Ranidae. The transcript is spliced from 2 exons. Gene Ontology annotation, cellular component: EMC complex; early endosome; Golgi apparatus.